AUGCUUCAUGACAGUUAUCGCGUUUACCCCAUACGAUGGAUUUAUUUGUUGGCAACGAGCAUGAUAAACUUUUCCAAUGGAAAUGUAACAUUGAUGAAGUUGGACUGUACAAUUACUAUUUUCUUACAGACAUGGAUCACAUAUGCUGCAAUCACUUUCUACACUAAUAAUUAUUAUGAUAAUAGUAAUGCAGCUCUACUUUUCAACAUAAUUUUCAUGGUUCUUUCUAUACCCGUAGGCUUGUUAGCAUGCUGGUGGAUUGACAAAUUUGGACUUCGUUCAGCGGUUAGUGGAGAAAGUGGUUUCAGGAAAAAUAAUAGACAAUUUUUUUUUAAAAUUUGUUUUGUAUUUGAUAUGCCUUGGAUACUGUAUUAUGAAAGUGUUUGCAUUGCUAAAUUUUAGCAAGCUAGAAAAGUUUUUGAAUUUACUUCCCCACGUUUCACCGAAUCAAACAGCCCUUCUAAUCUUCAGAAACACCAGCGUGGAGCACCCACGCACUCUUUUUGCCAUUUGUAAAAUGUUGCGUUUAGUUGCAAUGAAAAAAAUGUGGCUAGAGUCGAGUUUAUGACUUGAAAUUCUCUCCUAAAAACAAGGAAGUAAUUUGAGAGCUGCUUAUCAGUAAAAAGCUGCGUGCAACCUUAGACUGAUAAUUUUUUGAAACUUUCCUAAACGUCAAUCAAAAAUCUAUACUUGAACCGCUACUACAAUAUAAUCCUUUGCAGUAUCACAUUGGAACGUGGUCUAACUUCUUGGGAAAUGUGAUUCGUUUAAUUGCUUCUGGAUCAUUUAUUUGUCGCUCGUACCGGUAACUGUUUACAUAUUUAAAAAGUAUAUCGAACUUUCAAGAUUCCCGAUUGCACUAACAGGGCAAGCUGUUGCCGCAUUUGCCCAACCAUUCGUAAUGUUCUUGCCAACCAAAUUGGCAGCCUACUGGUUUGCGGAUAACGAACGAGCCAUUGCGAAUACCUUGGCAUCCAUGUCCAAUCCAAUCGGUAUUGCUGUCAUGUACUCCUUAGCACCAGUUUUUGUCAAUCAAAAUAAUCCAGAUAACUUUUUCAACAUGGUUGAUAUUAAUAACUGACAAAAAGACACAAACAUUUUUAGAACAUUGCUGUAACCGCUGUUGCUACUAUCCCAGUCCUCUUAUCACUUUUCAUUAGAAAAUCCAAACCACCUACUCCAGCGACACCAUCCAGAGGCGAUGAUGUUCAUGAACCAAAAUUUCUAGAAGGCGUUGUUAAGUGCUUCAAAUCUAAAACUUUUAUAGUUUUAGCUAUCUGUCUAGGUAACGAAAUUUAUUGGUUUAACAAGACCUUACAAAAAAAAAACUUCAGGUGGUGGAGUUGGACUUUUUAAUGCUUUGUACAAUAAUUUGCAACCAGCUCUAUGUGUCAAAGGAUACAAUCCGACUUUCAAUGGAGGAAUGGGAACGUUGCUAAUCAUGUCGGGCUUAGUCGGAGCUGCUGUGAGCGGAAUGAUUGUUGAUAAGUGGGGAUCAUUCGAAACGGUGCUUUCCAGUUUUAUCAAAAAAUAUGAAUAACUUAAUUUUAGGUGAUGAAAGUGUCUUUUUGUAUAGCUGGUGUUGCGGCUGCAUCCCUCGCAAUCUGCAUUAACUAUGAGCAUGUUCAGUGGUGGGUUAUACUGUCAAUUUUUGUUUUUGGAGCUGCUGGAUUCUCUAUUUACCCUAUCGGAUUAGAAAUGGGUGUAGAAGCGACAUUUCCAGUGGCAGAAGCCACUUCUACUGGACUCAUCAUCAUGAUUGGACAAGUUCAAGGUGUUAUUUAUGUGAUAGCAACCAAUUUAGCAGUGGGUAAACCUGACUCUCAUGAUUUGGCUAUUCAAACUUGUGUUAACACCAAUGACCAGCUGCAUACAGUACUAACCUGGAAAUGUAAGAUCAACUUUUCCUACCUAAGAGUCCAUAUCGUCAAUUUUGCGUUUACAGGGCCUUUUAUAAUUUGGCUGGGAUGUAUAUCAAUUUUGAUUAUUUCUUUCGUGGUUUUUUUCUGGCCAAAAUACAAACGAAGGAACUAUGA
Caenorhabditis sp. 36 PRJEB53466 is the source of this 2036-nucleotide messenger RNA. Lineage: Eukaryota; Metazoa; Nematoda; Chromadorea; Rhabditida; Rhabditidae. The record is from the annotation of a GenBank genome assembly.